Ipomoea triloba (trilobed morning glory) is the source of this 1586-nucleotide messenger RNA. RefSeq names its product 26S proteasome regulatory subunit S10B homolog B. Gene Ontology annotation, biological process: positive regulation of RNA polymerase II transcription preinitiation complex assembly. Lineage: Eukaryota; Viridiplantae; Streptophyta; Magnoliopsida; Solanales; Convolvulaceae. Gene Ontology annotation, molecular function: proteasome-activating activity; ATP binding; ATP hydrolysis activity. The record is from RefSeq and is a predicted model, not a curated record. Gene Ontology annotation, cellular component: proteasome regulatory particle, base subcomplex; cytosolic proteasome complex. Bases 96 to 1292 code for a protein of 398 amino acids. The transcript is spliced from 10 exons.
AUAACACUGGUUUUACACAAGUCCUUAGCUCCUAGAGUUCCCAAACCUUCCAAAACUAAUCACUGAAUUCCCGACCGAUUGUCUGAAAUCCGACGAUGAGCGAAGGAGAAGACGCCGUUCGCCGCCGCAAUGCGCUAGCGGAUUACCGGAAAAAGCUGCUUCAGCACAAAGAACUUGACUCCAGGUUACGAACGGUAAGGGAGAAUCUAAGAGCUGCGAAGAAGGAUUUUAACAAAACAGAGGAUGAUUUGAAGUCUCUCCAGAGCGUAGGGCAGAUUAUCGGAGAAGUUCUUAGGCCACUUGACCAUGAACGAAUGAUUGUCAAAGCAAGCAGUGGCCCAAGGUAUGUUGUUGGCUGCCGUAAUAAACUUGAUAAGGAAAAAUUGACUGCUGGAACAAGAGUGGUCCUUGACAUGACAACCCUGACAAUCAUGCGAGCUCUCCCACGUGAGGUUGACCCUGUUGUUUAUAACAUGCUCCAUGAGGAUCCUGGAAAUGUUAGCUACUCUGCUGUAGGUGGUUUGUCAGAUCAAAUUCGAGAACUUAGGGAAUCGAUUGAGUUGCCUCUAAUGAAUCCUGAGCUCUUCCUCAGAGUUGGAAUCAAGCCUCCAAAGGGUGUUCUUCUGUAUGGACCUCCCGGUACUGGGAAGACAUUGCUAGCUAGAGCUAUUGCUAGUAAUAUAGAUGCCAACUUUUUGAAGGUUGUUUCCAGUGCCAUUAUUGAUAAAUACAUUGGGGAAAGUGCAAGGUUGAUUCGUGAAAUGUUUAAUUAUGCACGUGAUCACCAGCCCUGCAUAAUUUUUAUGGAUGAGAUUGAUGCAAUCGGUGGAAGACGUUUUAGUGAGGGAACAAGUGCUGAUCGUGAAAUUCAGAGAACACUCAUGGAGUUGCUUAAUCAGCUAGAUGGAUUUGAUCAGCUUGGAAAGGUAAAAAUGAUUAUGGCAACAAAUCGACCUGAUGUUCUUGACCCUGCACUUCUUCGACCUGGGCGUCUAGAUAGGAAGAUUGAAAUCCCACUGCCUAAUGAGCAGUCAAGAAUGGAAAUUCUUAAAAUUCAUGCUUCUGGAAUUGCCAAACACGGUGAAAUUGAUUAUGAAGCUGUUGUUAAGCUCGCAGAGGGGUUUAAUGGUGCUGACCUGCGUAACGUAUGUACCGAAGCUGGGAUGUCAGCUAUCCGUGCUGAAAGAGAUUAUGUUAUCCAUGAAGACUUUAUGAAGGCUGUUCGAAAACUGAAUGAAGCUAAGAAGCUUGAAUCUAGUGCGCAUUACAAUGCAGAUUUUGGCAAAGAUUAGGAUCAACGACUUUUCUUCUCGAGAUCCAUGGAUGUACGUGUAGCAAAUCAUGUUUCUAUAUGUGGCACUUUCACUAGAUUUGUGCUGGAUAUCUUCUUGCAUACUGAUAUAGUUUAUGGAUUUAUUCUAACUCAAUGCUCCCCCAAACAUUUCCACCUUCAUCUCCCCCACCCCCUACCCUCCACCACACCACCAGCAGAAAGAGGACAAAAUGACAGAUGCAUAAAAUGUUAUGUUUACUUGGUGUGCUUUUCUUACCUGAAGUAUUUGAGUAUUUCUUCCUUCCCUCGCUGA